Boleophthalmus pectinirostris (great blue-spotted mudskipper) is the source of this 5895-nucleotide messenger RNA. RefSeq names its product EVI5-like protein (gene evi5l). The record is from RefSeq and is a predicted model, not a curated record. Lineage: Eukaryota; Metazoa; Chordata; Actinopteri; Gobiiformes; Gobiidae.
AUGUAAGCGUCAUUCUGCCUCUACGCGGUAACAGCAUCAGUCUAUCUAAAUGUUUUAUUCUGUUUUCCCGUGGACACGUACUCUCCCCGUCAUAUCCCAGGACACAGCUCUGCCUGGCGCGGCGGAGCGGUGCGGCAGCUGUGCGGCUGGAGGAGGAUCGAGGAUGGCACAGCGUUGGACGGUCCCUGAAAAGCUCCUCGGUGGUCCAUAAAGAUUUUAAUUAGCCGACUACAAACAUUUGACCCGUGGAUGCUGGAGUAAGCAUGACGGCUCACCAUUAGGAUCAUGAAAAGGAAGAACUGGUUUGAGGAGCUCUGAUCAGAUUGGCUCUCAGGCCACCUGCUGGUUGAUCAGGAAAUAGCAGGGCCAGAGUGAAGACAGUGAGAGUGAACCAUGUCUAUUGCCAGUAACAGCCCUGAGAGAGAAGGCUCCAUGGCUCAGCUGGAGUGUCCCUCUUCCCCUCCGGGCAUGGAUCCUGAUCCUUCCACAGGCAGUCCAGUGCUCAGUCCAGACUCAUCUUCCCAUGAUGCCGUGCUCUCAGCUCCUGCUGUGUCUCCUGCAGACUCUGAGAAUCUCAGUCCAGACGAGCUAGAAUUACUGGCCAAAUUGGAGGAGCAAAACAGGUUGUUAGAAGCUGACUCCAAAUCCAUGCGGUCCAUGAGUGGCUCACGGCGCAACAGUGGCUCCUCCCUUGUGUCCAGCUCCUCGGCCUCCUCAAACCUGUCCCACUUGGAGGAGGACACCUGGAUCCUGUGGGGACGCAUAGUCAACGAGUGGGAGGAGUGGAGACGCAAAAAAGACAAACUCCUAAAGGAGCUGAUCAGGAAGGGCAUCCCUCACCAUUUCCGUGCCAUCGUGUGGCAGCUGCUGGGUAAUGCCACAGACAUGCCAGUGAAGAACCAGUAUUCUGAACUGUUGAAGAUGUCGUCUCCGUGUGAGAAACUGAUCCGCAGAGACAUUGCCCGCACAUAUCCAGAGCACGAGUUCUUCAAAGGCCAGGACAGUCUGGGUCAGGAGGUCCUCUUCAAUGUCAUGAAGGCUUACUCCCUUGUGGAUCGAGAGGUGGGCUAUUGUCAAGGCAGUGCAUUCAUUGUAGGGCUGUUGCUAAUGCAAAUGCCUGAGGAAGAAGCCUUCUGUGUGUUUGUGCGUCUGAUGCAAGAGUAUCGCCUGAGAGAGCUGUUCAAACCCAGCAUGGCUGAACUGGGCCUCUGCAUCUACCAGUUUGAAUAUCUUCUUCAGGAGCAGCUCCCAGAACUGAACAUACACUUUAAGUCCCAGAGUUUUCACACAUCCAUGUACGCCUCGUCCUGGUUUCUCACCCUUUUCCUCACCUUCCUCCCUCUUCCUGUUGCAACACGCAUCUUUGAUAUUUUUAUGUAUGAGGGCCUGGAAAUUAUUUUCCGUGUUGGCCUGGCCAUUCUACAGUACAACCAGACUGACCUCAUUCAGCUGGACAUGGAGGGCAUGUCACAGCAUUUCCAAAAAGUGAUCCCCCACCAGUUUGACAGCUGCCCCGACAAGCUAAUCCUCAGGGCCUACCAGGUCAAAUACAACCCCAAGAGGAUGAAGAAGCUGGAGAAAGAAUAUACCACAAUAAAGAACAAAGAAAUGGAGGAACAGAUUGAGAUAAAGCGGUUGCGCACAGAAAACCGACUCCUGAAGCAGAGAAUCGAGACAUUAGAAAAGGGUCAGGUGACACGAGCCCAGGAGGCUGAGGAGAACUACGUGAUCAAACGGGAGUUGGCGGUGGUACGGCAGCAAUGCACCACCGCCACAGAGAACCUGGAGAAAGCACAGGACACCAUCAGAGAGCUGAUGCAACAGAAGUACACAGAGGAAUUUGUGAACAACUUGCAGACACAGCUGGAGCAAUCUCGACUACGUGAGGCUGAACUUUUGGGAGCUCUGAAGGAGAUGCAAGACAAAAUCCUUGACCUGGAGAAGAAGAACAGCUGUCUGCCUGAUGAGAACAACAUGGCCGCUCUGCAAGAGGAGGUGAAGCAGAUGAAACUGAGAGAGCUGGAGACUCUGAGUUCAUUCAGAGAAAUGCAGGACACAGUCACUGAACUGAACCAGCGCUGGCAGCACCACAUGUCUCGUGGAAGCAGCCACUGGAAAGAGUCCCCAAAGAAGAACGCCAUGAACGAGCUCCAAGACAAACUGAUGACGGUGCGUCUGAGAGAGGCUCAGGCCCAGGCCGAGCUCCGGGAGGUCAAACUCAAGGUGCUGCAGCUGGAGAGCCAGACUCAGAUCCACGGCAAACAGAUCGGUCGUCAUGAGCAGGAGCGCUCGGCCCUCCAGGACCGGCUCCAGAUGGUGUCCAAUCAGAACAAAGCUCUUCAGACACACUCAGAGAUGAAGAGAAAACAGGCAGAAUCAGAUUGCAAGAGUAAAGAGGAAGUGAUGGCGGUGAGGCUGAGAGAGGCAGACAGCAUGGCUGCCAUGGCUGAGCUCAGGCAGAAGAUUGCAGAACUCGAGAUACAGAAAGAAGAAGGUCUGAUUCAGGGUCAGCUCAACCACUCUGAUUCCAGACAGUACAUCAACCAGCUCCGGGACCAGAUCACUGAACUCAAAAAUGAGAUUCGAAUAUUGCGCGGGCAGAAGACGACCACUGGCUCCCGGAUCAGCAGUGGCAGCGGGACCACCAACUACCAGGACCUGACCAGCCCCACGUCUGCAGAGGGGGACUACCUGAGCUCGGACGAUGACCUCCUGCCCAGCCCCCUGCCCCCCAACGCCCUGUACCCCUCUCUGUCAGGGCAGUGUCACCCAUCGGGCACCCUGGACAGCGAGGGCAGCACUGACAGUGAGGUGGAGGAGCGGACUCAACCCAAUCCUCAGCAGAUCUAUGGCACCAUGGUGUGUGCAGAGACCAUGGAUGGAGUCAAUUAAAGGGCCAUAUUACGCUGUUUCUGAUCUGUUAUAAUGUUGUUUCCUCAUCACAAACAUAUCCAGAGAGUUGUGUUUUGUUUUAUUGACACUCAAACAGAAAACACUUGUGAUAUCAUGUGGUAAUAGAGAAAGGGCUCCAAUGUGUUUUUAAACUCCAUACACUUUCACUAGAGUGAUUUGGAUGAUUUCAGUCCAUAAAUUUCCGAUCUCUACUGAACUAAAGGUAAAGGGUAGCUGUAACUUGAAAACUACCACUACGUGAUAUCACAAGGUAGAACGGAGCAUUUUGAGCUUUAGAGGUGUAGACAGACUAAUAAUAAAGGGUUACUUAAAUGUGUGAAUGAAACAAAACUCCAGGUAUGUUUUUGAUGAGGUAACAUUAUAACACAGCUUAAAGUUCACAAGAAUCCAUUUAGUGUAAUAUAGGACCUUUAAUACAACAGACUGUUAUUGCAGCUGUUGGAUUCUGUGAUGACUUUCUAUUUUGUGGUAUUGUGUGGACUACAAGAGCCACAAGCCACCCCUGUGUUUCUGUCCUUGCCACCCACCAUCCAAAAAUGCUCUUUAGAAGAAAACAUAUCCGACUUUAGCUGCUGAUCAUUGCAUUUCAUCAAGCUCCAGACCUGAAUCUGUGAUGAGGAGGUUAAUAUCAACAAGGACGAAAAAAACUGAUAAAAAGAACUAUGUAUGGCAAACCUUAACUCAUUUGACUAUUUUUGAACCUUUUCAUUCACACUCUUCAUCACUGCCUUCAGAAAAAAGAAACAAAACAAAAAAAUCUCCAUUUCCACAACAACCAAAAGAAAAACUAUUCAUCAAGAUCAUCAAGAUGUCCAGUAAUGAUGAUUUCAAUUUGAACAGUGAUCGAAACUGAGAUGUGUUGUGAGAAACCACAUUUUAAUCAACAUGGACUAAAAGAAGAAGCAAAUUGUUGCCAAAUUAGUUUUUAUUGUUUCACUUAUAUGUUGUAAUUAAUUUUGAUAUGUUUAAUAUUAAUUUGUACAGGAUUACAGAAGUGUACAGAUUUUCAUUUGAUUUUUACAUUUUGACCCAUCAUUGUUUGUGCCAACUCGAGCCCUGUUUACUGGGCCAGUGGAUAAGAGAUAGGAGACAUGCUGCUAUGGUGUUACUACUGUAUAUUACAUGUCAAAAUGCAUACAUCAACAAAACUUGUUUACAGGUAAAUUUUAAGUCUUAAACUACUGAAAAAAAUCGUAUUGAAAGCAUUAAACGUGUCUAAGUUAAAGAUAUAGAAAAACGUUUUAAAAUGUUUUUUCAAAUUUUGUUUAUUUGCAAAAUGUAAGUUUGUUUAUUGUAAACCCAAAACACUAGAGAACACUCGUAUAAUAUAAGUAUUGAUUAAUUAAUUAAAAUUGUUAAAUUGUGCAGGUUGCCCCGUGGAAGUUAAAGUCAAUUUAUCAUAAAGGUAUAUUAAGUUACCAGAGAAAUCAAGGAAGUUUCCAUGAAAUAUGUCUGAAAGUAUUCACAUAUCAUACAAUACUAUAUUAUCAUGACAAAACGUUUAACAGAUAUAUGGCUUCUGUUGUGACUGGGAUGUGAUGUAGUAAUAUAUUUCUAAGACACUGUUACUGAUGAUGGUGUUAUUCAACUAACAGGGUGUUGUUCUACUGAGUGGCCAGUACUGCGCUUUGCACUACAGAGAAUCGACUUUUGUCAUUUAGCAUCAGGGCGGACUUUGCAGAUUACACUUGGAUAUCAGUCUGCGCCAUAUUGGUUCUUUGAAACUGUAAUGGGAAGAGAGGGUUAUUAAUGAAAAACCGGAAAUCUGAAAUUUUCCAAAAAACAGGGUUAAUACAGAUAUUUGGGCAGUUAAUGCAUGUGGGCCUGUCACGAUAAAUACUAUAUCAACUUAUUGUUCAAUACAUUGAAGCUGGAACUAUAUAUUAUGGGGUUCAGCAUUAUCGUUUGUGCAAUUUCUUUAUAAUAGUUGGGACAUUUGUGGUAUUUUUGUUGUAACAAAUUUACAUUUGAGCUGUAAAACUUUGAGUAAGUGACUACUUCUAUUCUUAUUGACCAAUAAUAGUACAUUAUAUGUUGCAGCUCAGGCCUUUUAAUGAUACUUUCUAUUUAAAAAUGGUUUACUGGGAUUAUCCUGCUUUGUGUCAGUGGAAUAAAGUAGUUUCAAAAUGAUAAUUUAUCACAGUAUAUAUCUGUACCAGUACAGUACAAUAUAUUGUGCAUCAAACUUUGUUAUUGUGACAGGCCUGGCUGCGUGUUUCCUUUGGAGUUUACAUUAGCCCUAGACAUUUACAUUAACAACUAGAACCAAUACGGCGACAGGUGACAAAAACUGAUACUACAGAGAAUACUAUGAGUCUCUAAAACCAUGUCACUUAUUCAUAUCCUAAAGUUUGUCUGAAAGAGAAGAAGAAAGAGGGGAACUGGAUUUGUCUUUUCCUGUAAUGAGUGAGCUCAACAGGAUGUAACGUUCUGUUGCAAAUAACCUUUCAUGAAAUCAUAACACUCAAAUCUCAGCUCGCACGAAGGCUUUCUAGCUUCAUUUACACACAUCAAUGCAUUGUUAUUGUAUUCAAAGCAUUUUCAGGUACAUGCAGAUCUUAUGAAUCAAAAUCAACUAAUUAGUUCUUUUGUUUUUUUGUUUGUUUGUUUGUUUGUUUUUUUUUCGAAUUUGACACUGUUGUUCAGUUAUGGUGCUCUACUCCCUCCCCUGUCUAGAGGAUCUGCGUGUACAUCCAUUUAAAUACAAUACUGGGUCUAUGAUUUUACCAACGCUACUACAUGAUGUGCCAUAGAACUAGAUUUUUACAGUGUUUGGUGAGGGUUUGACGGCAGAGGCACACAGUUCCUCAUCAUCAGACUAAAUAACCAGAUCAUUGUUUUAUCUUGAGCUAAUGUUGUCAAAGUCAUUAUAUUAAAUUACAUGAAAGAUUAUAUUAAUUCCAGUACGAUAGGGGAAGUACAUGUCAGUGUUCUGUAUCCUAUGAAUGAUACAAAAUAAACUUUGCAUUGCACCUUUGCAAA